UUUAUCCUUUGCAUUCAUGUAGGGUCUCUGCCUUACGUGUUUCAUCUCCACAUUCAACAUAUAGGUUAGACAUAUAUAUAACUAAAAAGGUACCAAAUUGUAUUAACAAAGUCUAAUGAUUAGUCUAAUUUAAUAGUCAAUUUGUUUAUGGUUUGUUUUUAUUUCUCUCCCAAUCCUUCAAGUGCCCAGGGCCAUGUAUUUUGACAUCCCACUGGAACAUGGAGAAACAAGUAUUAUUAAAAGUCAUCCACCCCGAAGACUUCAAAAGCUUGAACCCAUUGACCUGCCACAAGUAAUUACUUCUGAAACGCUCCUGAGCCAGCAAGAAGCCAGAAGGACUCACAAAGCAAAGCUGGAACUUGAAAAGAAGAUGCAAACUUCAGGGUAUACUCCCGGGAGAAGACAAUAUUUACAUAAGAUGUGAAUGCUGGAAAUGAACCGUAACAGACAAGAGAAGAAAAGUCUUCACAGGGAGGCAAGAAUUAAUAAGCAAAAACCGAGGGACCAUAAAGCCAAGAAAAUCCUUCAAAGCAUCCCAAGACAUGACAGGGAUCUUCCAACCUUGUUGCCGGAUGAAAACUUGAACAGAAGAAGUCCAGGUCAGUCAUACAAAUUUUUUUAUCUAGCAACCCCAGAGAAUCAAGCAGGGAUUUAUAAAAAUGUAACAAGAAAUUCACAGAAUGAAGAUUUGGGGGAACAUCAAGCAAGGAAUGACUGUUGUCCCCGGAAAAUUGGCAAAAUGGAAAUGUGGCUCCGUGAACAAGAGGCCCGGGGUCAGCUUCUCUGGGACAGUUCUAGCUCUGACUCAGAGGAGUUGAGAAAAAGCGAGAAGAAACCACAGGCACUGGUGAGGACCAGGACAGAGAGAAUCCCACUUUUUGAUGAGUUUUUUGAUCGAGAAUAA
Molecule: messenger RNA, 904 nt
Organism: Mirounga angustirostris (Northern elephant seal)
Lineage: Eukaryota; Metazoa; Chordata; Mammalia; Carnivora; Phocidae
Gene: CCDC198
Product: coiled-coil domain containing 198
Exons: 6
Source: RefSeq, a predicted model, not a curated record